AGCGCUCAGCGGAGCAUCCCGCGUCUCGAGCGACGAGCAGAACGCGCAAAUGAUGAUUUCUGGCGUUUUCAUUCGCGAUAGGUGAUGGUUGCACACCGAAGAGGGAUCGUUCAUUAUGGCCCGAGCCGUGGAAUAUUUCCAGACGGUUGUUCUUUAAGUGAGGAAUGUCAGCUGGUGUUUCUUCCAUCGGGAUUCACGCGCAAAUUGCAGGAAGAUGAAGAAGCAAUUCAACCGCAUGCGACAGCUGGCCAACCAGACAGUGGGCAGGGCAGAGAAGACAGAAGUGCUGAGUGAAGAUCUGCUGCAGGUGGAGAAGCGUCUGGAGCUGGUUAAGCAGGUGUCUCACAGCACUCAUAAGAAGUUGACGGCGUGUCUUCAGGGUCAGCAGGGUGUGGAUGUGGAGAAGCGGUCCGUCCGCUCGCCUUCAAAGAAGCUUCCUCUGACGUCUCUGGCUCAGUGUCUGGUGGAAGGAGCUGCGAUUCUGGGAGACGAUUCUCUGCUGGGGAAGAUGCUGAUGAUCUGCGGAGAGACGCAGGACAGACUUGCUCAAGAACUUCUGCUGUUCGAGCUCCAGAUCGAGCGAGAUGUCGUUGAGCCGCUCUACACUCUCUCUGAGGUUGAAAUUCCCAACAUUCAGAAGCAAAGAAAACAUUUAGCCAAACUGGUACUGGACAUGGAUUCUGCUCGCACACGGUGGCACCAGUCGUCCAAAUCCUCAACUCUGACUAAUAAGGAAACGCCUACCGGGGCCAAAGCCGACGCCCUCAGGGAGGAGAUGGAGGAGGCGGCCAAUCGCAUGGAGAUCUGUCGAGAUCAGCUCUCGGCGGACAUGUAUAGUUUCGUGGCCAAAGAAAUUGACUAUGCAAACUACUUCCAGACGCUGAUCGAGGUUCAGGCGGAGUACCACAGGAAGUCUUUGGAGUUGCUCCAGAACGUUCUGCCACAAAUUAAAGCGCAACAGGAGUCGUGGGUGGAGAAGCCGUGUUACGGGAAACCGUUAGAGGAGCAUCUGACUCUGAGCGGGAGAGAAAUCGCUUUCCCCAUCGAAGCAUGUGUGACCAUGCUGCUGGACUGCGGCCUACAGGAGGAGGGUUUGUUUCGAGUCGCUCCUUCUGCCUCGAAGUUGAAGAAGCUGAAGGCGUCGCUGGACUGCGGCGUGCUGGACUUUCAGGAAUAUUCUGCAGAUCCGCACGCCAUCGCAGGUGCUCUGAAAUCAUACCUGCGCGAGCUGCCCGAACCCCUGCUGACCUUUGACCUGUAUGACGACUGGAUUCAGGCGUCGAAUGUUGCGGAUCAGGACAAGCGUCUGCAGGCGUUGUUAUCGACCUGUGAGAAACUUCCUACAGCAAACAGCAACAACUUCAAGUAUUUAAUCAAAUUUCUUGCUAAGCUGAACGAGGAUCAAGAUUAUAAUAAAAUGACGCCAGGAAACAUUGCGAUUGUUCUGGGGCCAAACCUGCUGUGGGCGCAUACGGAGGGGAACAUCACAGAGAUGAUGACCACAGUCUCGCUGCAGAUCGUGGGGAUCAUUGAGCCCAUUAUCCAGCAUGCUGACUGGUUCUUCCCCGGAGAGAUCGAGUUUAACGUGACGGGAAACUACGGCAGUCCUGUUCACACCAACCACAACGCUAACUACAGCUCCAUGCCCUCGCCGGACUUGGACCAAUCAGAUCGCAGGCAGCCGGACCAGAGCCGACGCCCACUCAGCGUUGCCACCGACAACAUGAUGCUGGAGUUCUACAAGAAAGACGGCAUUAGGAAAAUUCAGAGUAUGGGAGUGCGAGUGAUGGACACCUCCUGGGUUUCUCGGAGAGGCUCCUCCUCGUCUCGUAAGAGCUCCUCGACUCCGCCCAGCGUUCAGCUGCAGUCCUCUGAUUCGCUGAACCCCGAGCAGAUGGCCGAUCUCUCCACCUCCCCCUCACAGACUCCGCCCCCCAUCAGCGCCGAUAGGACCAGCUUCGACGAGGCAUCAUCCAAUCGCUGGGACCCCUGUCCCGUCUGUCCCUCCCCUGAGGAGGAGCGCCCGCCCCCUCCGUACCCGUUCUCUUUCCCCUCUUCCUCCUCCUCCUCCUCGUUCCCUCACCCUCGAGUGCGUCCCGAAUGCGUUCCUCCCUCGGCGUUUAGCCGCUGGUCCGUGUUCAGUCCUCCUCCGCCUCCGCUCCUCCUCUCCUCCACCUCUCUAGACAUCAACUUCAACCCCAAACCCUCCGAGCCCGUCUACAUCAAACCCCCGCUGCUCCCCGCCGCUCCGCCGGGGGCCGCCUGCAGCCGAGAGAGAGGACUCAGAGUGCCUAGCACUCAGAAGAAUAAGGAGCCCUCGCCUGUGAUUGGUCAAAGAGGCAUUUCACCCACGGCUCCCUCUGCUGGACAGAACCAGCUGUCAGACCAGAGUCCUCUCACGCUGCGCAAAGUUUCCAAGAAGCUGGCCCCCAUCCCUCCCAAGGGUGCGUACUCUCCGUCGAGCUGCGUGUCGGAUCUGUCUCCGGGUCCGUCUCCGGUCAGUCUGUCCCCGACGCCCCGCACCCCGUCCUCAUACAGCUUCAGUUACCCGCAGGGCGGCUCCGUCCUCAGCUCGCCCGGACACAACCACAGCCAGACGCUUGCUGGGACCCUCCCCAAAUCACGGCCCAAACCUCCCCGGCAGAGACCCAGCCUGCCCCCGCCGCAGCCGCCGCCGCUGGACGCUCUGUCCGCCGGGGAGAGCAUGUCUACAGACUCGUGGUAUGAUUUGGACGUUCCCAUAAUAAGCGUGGAUCUGGACGGGAGAUACAGGAACUCUGUGGAUCUGCUGGAGUCGGAGGAGGAAGAGUCGGAGAGCACCGCCCUUUGAUUACCCACAAUCCUUCACUCCCUCCCUUCACCGCACAAAUGACGUUGUAUUGUCCAUGUGAUCCUCUGCACUGACCCACAGACAGGAUCUGAAGCGCUGGUCCCGUCGUCUUUGUGUUUUUUAUGUAUUUGCAGUUUUUCCAUGUGGUUUGUUUUCUAUUUGCCUUAUCUGAGUUCUUGCACUUUUGCCUUGAAGUUCGUGUAACGUGUGUUUAAAAAUCACACAAACACACUGAAACCUCAUUGUGUCUAAACCCAGACUAGCAUUCACCAACUAUACAAACAGCUCCUGACAGACACACUACAGCACAAUCCGCUCGUGUGUGUGUGUAUGUGUGUGUGUUUGAUGAAUGUGAGCGUCCGAGAUGAGAUUUCAGAUGAAAGACGCUCUUGCUGUGGUUUGCGGUCAGAUUUUUAAUUGAGAUCAUUUGUUAGGGGUCGUUCACACAACACGUGUCAGAAUUCACUGUUCAAAAGUUUGGGGUCAGUAAGAUUUUUUAUAUGUUUUUGAGUCUCUUCUGCUCACAAAGGCUGCAUUUAUUUCAUCAAAAAUACUGUAAAAACAGUAAAUAUUAUUAGAAUGUAAAACAGCUGUUUUCUAUGUGAAUAUCUGUUAAACUGUAAUUUAUUUCUGUGAUGCGCAGCUGUAUUUUCAGCAUCAUUACUGCAGUCUUCAGCGUCACAUGAUCUUCAGAAAUCAUUCUAAUAUGCUGAUUUGCUGCUCAAGAAACAUUUAUGAUUAUUAUCAAUGUUGAAAACAGUUGUGCUGCACAAUAUUUUUCUGGAAACCGUGAUGCAUUUUAUUUUUCAGGAUUCUUAGAUGAACAGAAAGUUCAAAAGAACAGCAUUUAUUAGAAAUAGAAAUCUUUUAUAACAUUAUAAAUGUCUUUAAGCGGUACUUUUGAUCAAUUCAGUGUGUCCUUGCUUUUGAAAUGUCGUUCAAAAAAUAAAAAUCUUACUGACCCCAAACUUUUAAACAGUCGUGUAAAUGAAAAAAUUCACAUCAGAACUUUAUCUUCAAAAAAAAAAAAAAAUCACAAAUGUUUGUUUUUAAAGUGCUUUGUGUGAACGAAGCCUCGGUGUGAGAUAGAAAAACUGAAUGAAUGCUGGAUAAAGUAAAGUGUGUUUGUACUGACAUCAAACCUUACUGAAAAAUUAAAGAUAAUAUAUAAAGUAUCAUAUCACAGAAAAUAUCAAAUAUAAAACAGAUAUAAAUUAUUUAUAUUGUAUUUACAAUAACAUUAAUAUAACUAAAUGCUUACUGAGCAGAAAACAGCGAGGGCAGUUUAUGAAUGUGUUCAUUUCAUCUGGAUAUUUUAGAAUCAGGACCGUUCCUUAUGAUCAAUUACUGGAUAACGAUAUAUACAUAUAUAUAUAUAUAUAUUCAUUUCACUUAAGAUUUUAGGAAUAAUUUCAAUGAAUUUUUCCAGACCUGCAAAUCACAUUUUAACUCUUUGAUGCAUUAACUAGUGAAUCAAUAUACUGAAAAAAAUACAUCAAUGUUUCUAAACAACAUCAUCAUUCCACGUCAGCAGAUAUGAUCUUAUAUUUUUAAAUUAUGUAUUAUAAGAGAGUAUUUUACACAUCUGACCACUGCAAUAAAACAUAGUAGCAGUUAUUGUAGAUAUAAACACAUAUAAAGAGGAAUUUAGGAGUAAAGGUCAUCAUCUGUCCCGCCCUAAAUGAUUCAAAUGUCUCCUCAUGCAUUCGAGGGUUAAAAUUGCCUGAUAUUUCCAGGUUUUCCAUGACUUUGCGACCGAAUACGUCUGAUUAAUAUGAAUAUGUUAUCGAUAAUUUGUCUCAAACUCUGCUGUAAGUAUUAGCAUGUGUAAAUGCUGCUCACUCUCUGCUGUACAUAAUCUAUAGAAGCAAAGGUCAAAUAUUUAUCAAUCUCUCUCUAUAUAAACAUAUAUGUACAGACAAUAUUAUUUUUGCUUCAGAUACAAUGCUGGUUUGUGUAAAUACACUAUGAAUCGCCGCGGAUCCUGUGAAGGUCUCUGAUAACAGGAUAAAGCUCCAGUGCGUUUGCUGAAGAAUCAGACGCGCAAAUAAACUGAAAGCGAUCCGGAUUGCGACAGAGAUUAAACCGAAGUCACACGUUUACCUCUUACGGACGCUUGUUGUGUGCGAGAGUCUGUCUGCAUGUUUCAAACCAUACUUUAAAGUCAACAUGAAACCCAUUUUACCUCCGUAAUGUGAUGUUCUGAAUGAAACCGGAGAAAGAUAAAUAGUAAAUAAGGUCACGUUGACUUUGAAAUCCUCCUAAUGUGAAUGUCUGAUGAUUUUGUGUGUGUGUGCGUGCAGGUUAUCAUCAGUCUUUGUGGAUUUCUUCUCCAUUUUGUGCUUCUGUUUGACCGAAAUUUGACUUCAGGUGACACAUUAAUCCAGAGGAAUAUCAGUAGAUCAGGGGAAUCUGAGAUGCAACGUGUAAAGAGUCUAUAAACUCCAUAUUGCUGUUUUUAAUGCAUUUUCGCAGCUAAAUGCUCUGAUUUUAUUUUCCUAGCGGAUGAGAGCAGGUCUGUCAGGAACUCAGAGGUGAAGAUGAACUUUCAUACGUUUGUGGAUCUGAAUGUGCUUGUUUUCUGUAUCUUGAUAUGGUGGUUUUGUAGUUUUGUUGGCUGAAGCUCAUUUUUAUAUGAAGGUUUUAUCAGCACAAGUGACCAUUAAAUAAGGUCAGACUGCCGUUUGUGUUUUAGCAGGUUUAAGGCAGCGUUUUCAGUAGCAGACGCAAUCUAAUGUGUUGAACUGACCUGAUAUUGGUAGCUAAAAUCAUAAUUAGACUUAAUAUGUCAUAAACAAACAUGCAAGGAUUGGGAAACGUUAUUGAAGUGCAUUUGGAAAAUGUGUGUUUUGGGGCUCGAUCUGGGUUAUUGUAAAGAUGCUCUGAUGUCUUAACUAGAUGUUUGUAAAUCUGCCGCAUGCUUUGCAUUCAUUACCUACAAUGUAAUCUAAAUCUUGAAACACUUUUAUACAUGCUAUUAUAGCUUUUUGGCAAAAAAAAAGAAGAACGGUAAUACCCAGAUAACUCCAUCCCGCAAUAUCAGCUGCUAAUCAAAACCACUUCUGUAGAUCGCAUGCAACCUCCUCCUAACGCUGAUUUGCGACCAAGCAACUUUAAAGGAAUAUUUCACCCGCUUGGAUGCGCUGCAGUGAAUGGGUGCCGUCAGAAUGAGAGUCUGAUAAAAACAUCACAAUAAUCCACAGCACUCCAGUCCAUCAGUUAACAUCUGGAGAAGACAAAAGCUGAAACUAAUCCAGCAUUAAGACGCUUUUAACUAAAAUACCAUAGAGUCCAUAAUCCUGGAGUGCUGUGGAUUAUUGUGAUGUUUUUAUCCGCUCUCAUUCUGACGGCACCCAUUCACUGCAGAGCAUCCAUUGCUGAGACAUUCCUCCAAAUCUGAUGAAGAAACACACUCAUCCUAAUCUCGGAUGGCCUGCAGGUGCCCACAUUUUCAUUUCUGGGUAAACUAUUCCUUUAAGUCAUGCAUGUUCAAUAAAAGUUUAAAAUCACCAACUCUCAUUGAAAAUAAUUGACUUUUACAGUCUGAACACAUCUUAAGAUAGACUGAACUCAGCGCCGUUACUCACAAGCUCUUAACUAAGUUCUUUCCUCACCGUCUCACGUAUAUCUGAUCAGUAUAUCACUUAGCAGGCUAGUUAAUGACUCAAUAACCACACAAACCACCACAGACGCCGUGUGUAUAUUUGUGUGUUGGAGUUUUUAAUGCUGCAUGCUCUUUCACCGUCAUGCCGUUGAGUCCUGUCCGAUUCUUGUUUAUUUACUGUUACCGAUGUGUUUCAUGCUUGAUUUACACUUGAACAAACGGGGGCCAAAUAAAUGGAGCGUCAUUUCCUCAGAGAAUGAUUUUUUUUUUUUUUUUACAUUUUGUUGUUUUAUAUGAAGAGGCCCUUGGUGUCAAAAUGUGAUUUAAAUGGAAAACUGGAAUAAUUUGAGAUGGGAUGCUCAAAGUCUCAUGAAGCUUAAAGAACAACAUCCUUCAUCAGAAUGUGAUCUCGAUAAUAAAAUCAAUCAUUUUUAAUUACU
This is a messenger RNA of Onychostoma macrolepis, 6874 nucleotides long. It is a transcript of the gene arhgap44b, whose product is annotated as Rho GTPase activating protein 44b. Gene Ontology annotation, cellular component: presynaptic active zone; postsynaptic density; intracellular anatomical structure. NCBI's taxonomy places the organism in Eukaryota, Metazoa, Chordata, Actinopteri, Cypriniformes, Cyprinidae. The record is from RefSeq and is a predicted model, not a curated record. Gene Ontology annotation, molecular function: protein binding; GTPase activator activity. Gene Ontology annotation, biological process: signal transduction; regulation of actin cytoskeleton organization; negative regulation of Rac protein signal transduction.